AUGGCUGGAAUCAAGCGCAAGGAAGCACCCAAGGCUGUCGCUGCUGUGAGGUCUUCAGAAAAGAAGCAGAAGCUGGCCUCGACAGGCUCGAUCAAGAAAAAGGCUGCCCCGAUCAAAGAACCCACUCCCGAAUCCGACGAGUCAAGCGAGGACGAAGACGAGGAUGAGCUGGAUGGAGAGGAUGAUGCCAUGUCUGGCGUUGAACUCGAGGGCGGAAACAGCGAGUCGGACGACAAGAAGAUCAGAAGUACGUCAAGGACAGGAGCGAGUAGACAAAGACUGGGCUGA
Aureobasidium vineae is the source of this 288-nucleotide messenger RNA. The record is from the annotation of a GenBank genome assembly. NCBI's taxonomy places the organism in Eukaryota, Fungi, Ascomycota, Dothideomycetes, Dothideales, Saccotheciaceae.